Molecule: messenger RNA, 555 nt
Organism: Oppiella nova
Lineage: Eukaryota; Metazoa; Arthropoda; Arachnida; Sarcoptiformes; Oppiidae
Source: the annotation of a GenBank genome assembly
ACAGUAAUGGAAAGGAAUGGCAUUUAGUUUUGCCAAAAGACCAAUUGGACAAAGCGUACAAAGAUAAGGCCAAUCGCACGUUCACCGCAGACUUCAAGAUUCGGCUUACGUUUACGAAACCCAAUCAAUCAUUGUAUUUACGAUCUCCCGAUCCGUCGCGAACGGACGCCCGACUCACCACAACCGACGCAAACAUUACUCAUGAAAACGGUUCGACUGAUUACGAGUCCGAUAACGACACCGACGACGAUGAGGACGAGGACUACGAUUGGACCGACGAUUGAUAUAAUUAUAUAUAUAUAUAUUAUAUAGACAUUUGUGACAUUUUUGUGAACAGUUUUCAAUUGAAAUUUGUUUCUAUUAUUAUUUACAUUUGAUUUUGCGUUUAAAACAUAUGUGAAAAAAAUAUUAAGAAAAACUUGGAGAAGAGAAUCAAAUAAAUAUAAAACAAAAAACAAUUAAUAAUUGUAAUAAUAAUUAGACACUUGAAACUAAAUUGUAUGAAAUAGGGAGAGAGAGAGGGAGAGAGAGAAAGGGAGGCAACAAAAAGUGGAC